Bactrocera latifrons is the source of this 3506-nucleotide messenger RNA. RefSeq names its product peroxidase (gene cysu). The coding region runs from base 708 to 2987 and encodes 759 amino acids. Gene Ontology annotation, molecular function: heme binding; peroxidase activity. The record is from RefSeq and is a predicted model, not a curated record. Gene Ontology annotation, biological process: response to oxidative stress. The transcript has 10 exons. NCBI's taxonomy places the organism in Eukaryota, Metazoa, Arthropoda, Insecta, Diptera, Tephritidae.
UGGACACACGCCAAUACGGUGUUGAUUGCGGUGUUUUUAACUGCUAACGGUACUUGGAAGGAAGAAAAGUGAACCUUAAGCGAAUAUCGAAGUUUUUGUGAAUCGUAAACGCCUGCGCAAACGAAGAACAGAAAGAAAUGCGCAUAAAUACCCAAGAAUUUUGUUUUUUGAAAACGAGCUUUCUACUUGGUUCAGUGUACGAAUUUAAUCAGUAAAGAAAGAAAAGUCGAAACYAAAAAAUAACAAGUAAAAGAAAGUUUAUUGAACACAACAGCCUCAAAAUUUACUGGAAUUGCGAAAAUAAGAAAAAAAUCUAUAAAGUAACAUCCAUGUGGUGCAAUAAUUACUAUAUUUACUUUGAUAAUUUUGUGGGUUAAAUGAUUCGUACUAAUUGGUUGAGAUYGCAAUAGCUAAACAAUUAACUGUGGUAUUUGACAAAUUGAGCGCGCGGGCAUAGUGUUGAUGACAAAUUGUUGCGAACUCUAAAGACCAAUACUAAAAAAUUURGCAGGAACUUGCUGUGCCGGCGAAGCACUGAAUUUAAUUAGAAAUACUCCAAGUGAUUGUUAAUUGUUUAAAUAAAUAAUCUAUAUUUAUUGUCGUUGCCAUAUUUUAAAUAAAGGAUUAAAGUUUUUGCGUGCCAUUUCUGUACUGCCAACAACAAAGCGAGGCGGUAUAUUACAGCUGUCAUUUUGAGGGUUACUAAGAUGAUUUUGAGACUAUUACUAUUCACCGCGGCCAUAUUAGCGCCAUGUCUCAGCAUUAUUGCGCAAUUUAACCACUUUGGUGAGCACCUCAACACACAUACCGGCAGCGAAUGCGCAUUGAUACUCUCGGGACCCGGACGUUCAUCAGUCUAUGAUUACAAUGUGAAUCUUUUCCGUGGCACAAUAAAUCCCUACACAGCAGAUAGCACCUGCAUUACCUAUGAUGCAGUGAACGCCGCCUAUUUGGAUGCUCGAAAGCGAAUCCAUGUGGCGCAGCCGAAAGGUGAUUGGAAAACGGAAGAAUUGGCUACAGUCGGUGAGCUGCUGCUGGACAUUUCGAUACAGUUAGCGAGAACUUAUGGCCUGUCUUAUGAAGAAAUUGAGAAAGGUCUGCCCACUAUUGACACAUCGAAAACCCUCAUUCGUGAUGUGUGCCCACCUUUCUUUGCGGGAGUUGAGUGUCGACCGGGAAAAUAUCGUCGUUUUGAUGGGCUGUGCAAUAACAUUGAGCGUCCCACUUGGGGCGCCACCAUGGCGCCGUUCCAGCGUCUGAUUGGUCCACUAUAUGCGGAUGGUAUAAAUGCCCCACGCAUUUCAGUGACCGGACAUGAUUUACCAAUUUCCCGUAUUGUUUCGCGUACAAUGCAUCCAGAUGAUGGUUAUCACGACCACGCUGGCACCGUCAUGGUGAUCGCUUGGGGACAAUUCAUGGAUCACGAUUUCACACUUACGGGUACACCGCUGGAUCCUAUCAAUCGAAACGAUCCGGAAGAGUGCUGCAAACGUCCACUACAUCUUAAGCAUCCAUAUUGCAAUGAGAUUCGGGUUCCAGACGAUGACUAUUUCUAUCGGCUUUUUAAUGUGAAAUGCAUUGAUUUUGUACGCGCUUUCCCAUCACCACGGCCCGGCUGUCGGUUAGGGUCGCGCCAACAAUUCAAUACACUCACUGGUGUGAUUGACGCCAACACUGUAUACGGUGUUACGGAAAAGUUCGCUCGAAAACUUCGUACCGGCUAUGGUGGUUUGAUGCGUAUGAAUCCCGUCUUCCAAGAAUAUGGGCUGAAGGAUUUGUUGCCAUUGAAGCUCGACAUACCCGAUGAGGGAUGCACGCGCCCGAACAAAAGUAUGUUUUGCUUUGAAGGAGGUGAGAUUCGGGUGAACGARCAACUAGUGCUAACCUGCAUGCACACAUUGAUGGCGCGCGAACAUAAUCGCAUAGCGACCGCAUUAGGCCAAAUCAAUAAACAUUGGGAUGAUGAAACGAUUUUCCAAGAAGCACGCCGCAUCAAUAUUGCUAUUGUGCAACAUGUGACCUAUAACGAGUUCUUACCGAUAUUAUUGGGCAAAGAGGUGAUGGAGAAGUUCGGUUUGGUGCUACAGAAGGAUGGCUACUGGGAUGGCUAUGACUCCAAAGUCAAUCCUGGUAUUAUUGAUGCUUUUGCUGGUGCUGCAUUCCGUUUUGGACACUCUUUACUACCCACCGCCGUAGAGCGUUGGUCUAAAGCACAUAAAUUUAUAGCAUCGAAACGUUUAUCGGAUUUAAUUCGUCGCCCGUAUGACUUGUAUCGUGCUGGUGUGCUAGAUGAAUAUUUUAUGGGUUUGAUGAAUCAAGUGGCGCAAGCGAUGGAUGACUCAAUUACACAGGAGGUAACGAAUCAUCUCUUCAAAAAGGAGGGUGCACGAUACGGAUUAGAUUUAGUGGCGUUUAACAUGCAGCGUGGACGUGAAUUCGGUUUGCCUGGUUAUAUGGAAUUCAGAAAGUUCUGCGGCCUACCCACCUCGUCGUCGUGGGAGGAAAUGUUUGGUUCAAUGCCAAACGACACAAUUGUUCGUUACGAAAGUAUUUUUGAACAUCCGGCAGACAUUGACCUUUGGUCGGGCGGUGUUUCAGAGAAGCCUUUACCGGGUUCUAUGCUGGGACCCACCUUUGCAUGCGUUAUCGCAACUCAGAUGAGUUACUCUCGCCGGGGCGACCGUUUCUGGUAUGAGCUUCCGAACCAACCAUCAUCUUUCACUCCCGAACAAUUACAGGAAUUGCGAAAGGCCAAACUAUCACGCCUUAUAUGUGACAACACCGAUCUUAUCGACACCGUACAGAUUUACCCUAUGGUGCUGCCAGAUCAUGAAAUUAAUCCAAGGGUGCCUUGCAAGAGCGGCAUUAUUCCAUCAAUUGAUCUGACAAAAUGGGCCGACUACUCUAGUGCCGAAGUAGGACAUCAGCCUGUAUACAACUUUAUUAAUGAAAUACCUGACACAUUGCUGAAUUUCAAGAAAAAAUAGACUGGAUAGCUGGAUAACGAACGAGAUGAGGCAAACGUUGAUUUAAUUUUUCAAAUUUAACGUUAAGAAAAACAAGUAUAGAGAUUUGGAACGAAUAGCGCUAUUACAUUUACUUUCUUCAAUUUCUACAUUCAAAAGCAAAUACUCACUAUUUAUGUACAAUACAUACUUAUUAUACAUUUAUAGGUACCAACCUUUCUAAGUCACUUUGUUGCCUUCCACUAGAAAAUAAGUGUCAAAAUGUUUAUCAUAUUCAUACAUGUAUUGCUUAUAUAGCAGCUUUAUGGUUUUCUCACGUCAAUCACCUACAAAUUUAGAACUAUUUUGACCACGUGCAUUUUCAAAAAUUUUCAACAGGCAUUUCGUCAUCUCGAUUCAUACAUUCAUAUAUGUAUGUACAUAAUUAUUAAUUUUAUGGUUAUUGUUAUCUCAAAUUUCCUUCGUACAUGAAUGUUUGUGUAAUUGUUUUUAUUUUUGUAAUAACCAUGUACAUAUUUAAUAUAAAUAGUGAAAUUAAGC